UUGCACCUCUUUCGGGUUUAAAUCAAGCACAAAAAGAAUAUACACUCUGAUGCAGCAGUAACUGGAUCAUGGUUGAAAACUCCCCAUCACCUGUGCCAGAAAGGGCCAUCUAUGGAUUUGUUCUCUUCCUAGGCUCUCAGUUUGGCUUUUUCUUGUAUUUGGUGUGGGCGUAUGUCCCAGAAUCUUGGCUCCAUUCAGUUGGAUUAACCUAUUGGCCUCAAAAGUACUGGGCACUUGCUGUGCCAAUCUAUCUUCUGGUUGCAUUAACAACUUCACUUGUUGUACUGUUUGGAGUGAACAUGAUGAAUACAGCACCGCUCAAUUCGGUAGACAACAUUACAGAUAACUAUGCUAAAAACCAACGAACAGAUGACCACCAAAAUGGGGCAAUUCCAAGAUUAAAGGACAUGUCUAUAAGCGAAGUGAACCACUAUUUCUUCCUGUCACAUGAUGAAUCCGCAGUAAAGUAACUGACGCACAGAAGACCGUGGCCUUUUUAUUUCAUUACAUUGUGAACCUUGUUAACGAUGCUACCUUUUAUCAUAUUCAUUUGUUACGUCUAAAUUGUAAUUUGAAGUGAGCCGAAGCCUUCAAGUAAGACAUUUUCAGUUGUCACAGACUGGUGAAAG
Chanos chanos (milkfish) is the source of this 629-nucleotide messenger RNA. RefSeq names its product phosphatidylinositol glycan anchor biosynthesis, class P (gene pigp). The transcript is spliced from 5 exons. Gene Ontology annotation, cellular component: membrane; endoplasmic reticulum. Gene Ontology annotation, molecular function: phosphatidylinositol N-acetylglucosaminyltransferase activity; electron transfer activity. The record is from RefSeq and is a predicted model, not a curated record. Gene Ontology annotation, biological process: GPI anchor biosynthetic process. Bases 69 to 470 code for a protein of 133 amino acids. NCBI's taxonomy places the organism in Eukaryota, Metazoa, Chordata, Actinopteri, Gonorynchiformes, Chanidae.